Messenger RNA from Rosa chinensis, 2247 nucleotides. Its product is annotated as pentatricopeptide repeat-containing protein At3g49240, mitochondrial. The transcript has a single exon. Bases 42 to 1970 code for a protein of 642 amino acids. Gene Ontology annotation, cellular component: chloroplast. NCBI's taxonomy places the organism in Eukaryota, Viridiplantae, Streptophyta, Magnoliopsida, Rosales, Rosaceae. The record is from RefSeq and is a predicted model, not a curated record. Gene Ontology annotation, molecular function: protein binding.
AACCCUCUCAGAACCCCUUUGUCUGCAAAUCUCCCAAAUCCAUGGCUCUCUCCAAACCCUCCUUCCUCACCCACCUCAAAACCCUAGCCAAACCGCCCCACCGCCACCUCCGCCGCCCCUCAUUCCUCUCUCUGCGUUCCCUCUCCUUCGCCACCCCCGAAGACGCCGCCGCCGACCGCCGCCGCCGCAAGCGCCGCCUCCGCAUCGAGCCCCCAAUCUCCCCCCUCCACCGCUCCCAACAACAACAACAACCCCCAAAACCCCAAAACCCUAACCCUAACCCUAACUCCCCCAAGCUCCCGGAACCCGUCUCCGCUCUCUCCGGCAACCGCCUCAACCUCCACAACAAAAUCCUCGCCCUCAUCCGCCGCAACGACCUCGAAGAAGCCGCCCUCUACACCCGCCACUCCAUCUACUCCAACUGCCGCCCCACCAUCUACACCGUCAACUCCGUACUCGCCGCCCAGCUCCGCCAGUCCAAGUACUCCGACCUCCUCUCCCUCCACCGCUUCAUCACCCAGGCCGGCGUCGCCCCCAACAUCGUCACCCACAACCUCAUCUUCCAGACCUAUCUCGACUGCCGGAAGCCCGAUACUGCUAUGGAGCAUUACAAGCAGCUCAUCAACGACGCGCCGUUUAAUCCUUCUCCGACGACCUACCGGAUUCUGAUCAAGGGGUUGGUGGACAAUGGCAAGCUGGAGAGGGCCAUGGAGCUCAAGGAGGAGAUGGUUGAUGUCAAGGGUUUCGAGCCGGACCCGGUUGUGUAUCACUAUCUGAUGGUGGGGUGUGUGAGGAAUUCGGAUUCGGAUGGGGUGUUUCGGCUUUACGAGGAGUUGAAGGAGAAGCUGGGAGGGGAGGUGGAGGAUGGGGUUGUGAUUGGGAGUCUGAUGAAGGGGUAUUUCAUCAAGGAAAUGGAGAAGGAGGCAAUGGAGUGUUAUGAACAGGCUUCGAAGGUGAAGAUGAAUGCGGUGGCGUAUAACUCGGUGUUGGAGGCUUUGUGUGGGUAUGGGAAGUUUGAUGAGGCGUUGAAGUUGUUUGAUAGGAUGAGGGAGGAGCAUUUCCCGCCGAGGAGGUUUACGGUGAAUUUGGGGAGCUUUAAUGUGAUGGCGGACGGGUAUUGUGCGCAGGGGAGGUUUAAGGAGGCGGUUGAGGUUUUUAGGAAGAUGGGGGAGUAUAGAUGUGACCCGGAUACGUUGUCGUUUAAUAAUUUGAUUCAGCAUUUGUGUAGCAAUGGGAUGCUGAGUGAGGCUGAGGAGGUUUAUGGGGAGAUGGGGGAGAAGGGGGUGAACCCGGAUGAGUAUACUUACUCGUUGUUGAUGGAUACUUGUUUUGAGGAGAAUAGGCCUGAUGAUGCGGCUGAGUAUUUUAGGAAAAUGGUGGAUGAGAAGUUGAGGCCGAAUUUGGCUGUUUAUAGUAGGUUGGCUGAUGGGUUGGUUAAGGUGGGGAAGGUUGAUGAGGCGAAAUCGUUUUUUGAUCUUAUGGGGAAGAAGCUGAAGAUGGAUGUUGCGAGCUAUCAGUUUAUAAUGAAGGCAUUGAGUGAUGCAGGGAAAUUUGAUGAGGUGCUUAAUGUGGUGGAUACAUUGUUGGAGGACGAAUGGAUUGAAUUGAAUGAGGAGUUGCAGGAGUUCAUCAAAGGGGAGCUGAGAAAGGAUGGGAGAGAGGAUGAAUUGGGAAAGCUGAUAGAGGAGAAGGAAAGGCUGAAGGCUGAGGCUAAGGCGAAGGAGAUUGAGGAAGCAGAAGCAGCAAAGAGAAGUAGAAGUGCUGCUGUCUCCUCGUUACUUCCGUCUAGUUUGUUUGGGAAGAAAGAGACAGGGUCUACAGAGGCCACUGAAAAAGUAGGUGAAGCUGCCUCAGCUUCUGUGGAGGCUGCUCCAGCUGCUGACACGAACUCGGCAGAGCAAGCAGUCAUAGGUGAAAGUUCAGAUGAAGAAUCCAAAAGCGAGGGUGCAAACGAGCAGGUAGUGGCUUGAGGGCAACAUAUCUGGUGAAAACAAGGCAGGGGAAUGGUCGUAUUUUAUGUUAUCUGCUUCCCUACCUAGUCGAAUUUGUAAUCAGAUUUUAGAACUUAUUGGAUUACUUUUCUCUACAAUCAGUGUGUUUAUGGCCUGAACUCGGCAAAUCAUUCACUUCUGAUGUUUCAGUCCUCCUUGUUUAAAUUUCGAAUCUCUGUACAUGAAAUGAGCUAGUUGUUUAACAUGAGCUAAAAGAGCCAUAUACUUGAAUGCCAAUGGGAUGCAUGAAUUUUAA